CACAACCCGUAUAUACAAUUGGAUGUUGCGAUUACAUCAAUCUCAUUUUCUCGACAACCAAACACCCCCAAAUCUCCUUAAAAAACCUUCAUUAACCCACUACAAUUACAUGUUUUUUCUUUUAUAAAACCACAGUCUCUCUGUGUGUGUGAUUGUGUGAACAAAACCUGUGCAGUUGCUUACUUCUUUUGGGUUCUAAAAAACUGCAAAGAAAUGUUACAAAACCUCUGUUUUUUCACCAUUUUCUUGGCUUCUUGAAGAUAAUGAAUAGAGCCUCUUACACCCUCUUCUCAAAAGAAGAAGAAGAUGGUGUCCAAACAACAAAAUGUGUGCCCCCAAAACCCUAUGUUUGCUAUUGACGAUGCCCUUUUGUGCGAUGAACAAGAACAAGAUUUCGAUUUUGGAUAUGGGUUUGCUUCAUCGGACCAAGAAAAUCAAAUCUUGAACGAUAAAGGUUCAAUCUUUACUCAUUUUGAACAAGAUCUUUUGUGGGAAGAAGAUGAGCUUUCUUCUCUUUUGUUGAAAGAGAAGAAUACCCUUUUGGUUUGUGAUGAGUCUUUGAUGGGUUUGAGGAAAGAAUCUGUUGAUUGGAUGAUUAGAGUCGGUACCCAUUAUGGGUUUGUUGCUUUGACAACUGUUUUAGCUGUUAAUUAUUAUGAUAGGUUUUUGUUUAGUGCUUCUUUUCAGAGGGAUAAGCCAUGGAUGAAUCAGUUGGUUGCUGUGGCUUGUCUUUCUUUAGCUUCUAAAGUUGAAGAGAUCCAAGCCCCUCUUCUGUUGGAUUUGCAAAUGGAAGGAACAAAAUUUGUGUUUGAGUCAAAAACUAUUAUGAAGAUGGAACUUUUGGUGUUGUCUUCUCUUGAUUGGAAGAUGAAUCCAGUGACCCCUCUUGCGUUUGUCGAUUACAUUAUGCGUAGGCUUGGUUUAAUGACUCAUGAUCUGCAUUACGAGUUCCUGCGGCGGUGUGAACGGAUUCUUCUAUCUGUUUGCAAUGAUUCGAGGUUUCUUCGGUUUGUUCCAUCUGUGACGGCUGCUGCGAUAAUGUGCAUUGUUAGCAAGGAGAUUGAGCCUGACAACACAUUGGAUUACCGAAAUCAGCUUACGAAGCUUCUCAAUAUCAGCGAGGAAAACAUAGACGCGUGUUCCAAAUUCAUCUUGGACGUAUCGAAUAAUCACGGAAGCUGUUAUUUCCAAACUCACAAAAGGAAAUACUCUUCGAUUCCUGGAAGUCCGAGCGGUGUAGUGGACGCAUAUUUCAGCAGUGAUAAUUCUAACAACUCGUGGGCGAUGGCGUCAUCGGUGACAUCAUCACCGGAAGCUCCAUUGAAGAAAAACCGAGCUCAAGAGCAGCAAAUGAGAUUGGCGCCAGUGAACCGCGUGUCCAUUAGCAACCCCCAUUGAAGUCACUCCGAUUUGUCUGCUUCUUUUUAGUAUGGUAUUUAAUUUACUACAAUCUCUUCUUGGAUAAUUAUUGCUGUUACAUUGAGAUAACUUUGUUUGUGGUCAAACCAAACCAAACCAAACCCAUGUGGUGGAAGAACACAUUUGGUUCAAGUAUGGAUAUUUGAUUGAGAUAUGUGAAGUGUCAUUGAAUAGAGAGAUUGGUGUAGUUUUCUCUCAAAA
This is a messenger RNA of Helianthus annuus (common sunflower), 1620 nucleotides long. Its product is annotated as cyclin-D3-3. The coding region runs from base 307 to 1398 and encodes 363 amino acids. The record is from RefSeq and is a predicted model, not a curated record. Gene Ontology annotation, molecular function: cyclin-dependent protein serine/threonine kinase regulator activity. Gene Ontology annotation, biological process: regulation of cyclin-dependent protein serine/threonine kinase activity; mitotic cell cycle phase transition. Gene Ontology annotation, cellular component: nucleus; cyclin-dependent protein kinase holoenzyme complex; cytoplasm. The transcript has 4 exons. NCBI's taxonomy places the organism in Eukaryota, Viridiplantae, Streptophyta, Magnoliopsida, Asterales, Asteraceae.